This is a messenger RNA of Hibiscus syriacus, 1305 nucleotides long. RefSeq names its product cytochrome c-type biogenesis ccda-like chloroplastic protein 1. Gene Ontology annotation, biological process: cytochrome complex assembly. Gene Ontology annotation, cellular component: membrane. Bases 162 to 1217 code for a protein of 351 amino acids. Lineage: Eukaryota; Viridiplantae; Streptophyta; Magnoliopsida; Malvales; Malvaceae. The transcript is spliced from 12 exons. The record is from RefSeq and is a predicted model, not a curated record.
AAGUUAGAGCUAGAAAAACCGUUUAAAACACGAAACAUCAUCGUAACACGCCAUAAAUAUCUCCCUCCUCCGUUUGGUUCCCGAGAAAAAAAAAAGCCGCCGCAAAUUCGAAAUCACCGCCAAAUUUUCUCUGCCGCCAAACAGAGUCUGUUCUUUUGAAGAUGGCUUUAGUUCUAAACCACAUCAUCAGCUCUUCCUUCUCUAAUUUCCCCAAAAUCUCAAGCCGUAAAAAUCACCCGAGAACCAGCUAUGGUGAGUUCAAUUUUCAGGUAAAUAUACCAUUUGAAACUUUGAAGGGAAGUGAGGAUGUUUGCAAAGAUUUGGGAACUUUGAAGUUAACUGCUCUUGUAAAUACUAUAGCAGUGGCAAAUUUGGUUGCAAUCGACUCUGCAAAGGCUUUAACUGGAGAUAAUCUUUUGGAAGGAGCUGCUACACUUUACACUUUGGCUGAUGAAAGUACAGGAGAUUGGUUUGGAGGUCUACUGUAUUCAGCUAGCCAGCAAGCUAAUGAAGCUGUUCAGGGCCAGUUAUCAGCUCUGAGUUUUACUAGUUUGGCUGUUAUUUUUGGGGCUGGUCUUGUUACAAGCCUUUCUCCAUGUACACUAAGUGUUCUGCCACUGACUCUUGGAUAUAUCGGUGCAUUUGGAUCCGGCAAGAGCAAAACCGAGGUCGUUGUGAAUUCAGUGGCUUUCUCACUAGGAUUAGCAACUACUUUAGCACUCCUCGGUGUGGGGGCCUCCUUUGCUGGGAAGGCAUACGGACAGAUAGGGCAAGGGUUGCCAUUGGCUGCUUCUGGUUUGGCUGUUAUUAUGGGUCUUAAUCUACUUGAGGUCAUCGAGUUACAACUUCCCUCGUUCUUUAACAAUUUUGAUCCUCGUGCUGCAGCUGCCAACUUCCCAUCGGGUGUGCAAGCAUAUUUAGCUGGGCUGACAUUUGCUUUAGCUGCCUCACCUUGCAGCACACCAGUGCUGGCCACUCUGCUGGGAUAUGUAGCCACAUCCAAGGAUCCAAUUAUAGGAGGCAGCUUACUCUUGACAUACACAACCGGCUACGUUGCUCCUCUACUUCUUGCCGCUUCUUUUGCCGGAGCACUGCAGAGUCUGCUGUCAUUCAGGAAGUUCUCUGCAUGGAUCAACCCUGUGAGUGGAGCUCUCCUACUCGGUGGGGGUGUAUAUACUUUCUUGGAUAGGCUUUUCCCUUCCACAAUGGCGAUGUAAAGGAUUGUUAUUCUGCGUGGUAAGAUGAAAACAACGCAAAAUUGAAAUAUAGAUGAAUACUAAGUCAAUGUUGGAAGCAUUUCCUCUU